Hypoxylon fragiforme is the source of this 1327-nucleotide messenger RNA. RefSeq lists its product as uncharacterized. The record is from RefSeq and is a predicted model, not a curated record. Gene Ontology annotation, cellular component: HAUS complex; cytosol. The transcript has a single exon. Bases 192 to 1196 code for a protein of 334 amino acids. Lineage: Eukaryota; Fungi; Ascomycota; Sordariomycetes; Xylariales; Hypoxylaceae. Gene Ontology annotation, biological process: spindle assembly.
AAUACCCCUGCAAGUCGCGUGUCUUUCUUACCUUCGCGUAUAAUUCUAUUCUACUUCGUACCUACAAUUUGUAACUAUUCACAAAUUAUGUACCUAGGUAGUUUAGCUACAGAUUUCCAACCCCCCUCAAUAAAACUAGGUACCUACACAUCUAUUCAGACUAUAACCAAAACACAAAAACACAAAUAACAAUGUCCCACCUCAAAACCCCCUCCCAAGCCGCCAUCUUCUCCCCCUCCGUCGCCCGCGCCGCCGCGUCCACCGCCAAGGACUGGAGCUACGUCGACAGCUGGCUGCGCAGCAAGUACAGCACCAGCAACGGCAGCAGCAGGAUCCCCCCCUUUGAGCGCAACCCCGACACCCUGCGCGCCCUGCUCGCCCUCGCCGCCGCCAACGAGGCCGCCGACGAGGACCGCGACCAGCUCGCCCGCGUCGAGGAGGCCGCCCUCGAGGACGUGCGGGCCAGCGAGCAGGCGAGGCGGGAGCGGCGCCGGGAGGAGGAGGAGAAGGAAGAAGAAGAGUUCCCGAGAGACAAGAAGGCCGGCGGCCUGCCCACCGGGGAAUCCCUAGCCGCAGACCUCCUCGCCGCCCUGGAAGCUCGCCUGUCCAGGGAAGGGUCCACGGCCCUCGAUGCCAUGGCCAACAUGGCCGUGGACCUGGGUGUUGCGCAGCCGACGCCCGAGAGCCUAGGCGCCGCCUUCGUGGACCUGCAAGGGCGGGCCUCGGAGCUCGAGGAUGCGUCCGAGCGUGUAGACCUGUUGCGACGGUACCUGGACCGCGAAUCCACCCGCAUAGAGGCGUUUUUGGAGGACCUCCGGCACGGUGACGAGUACCAGCUGGCGCCCGACCUGGCCAAGCAGAACCUGGAGCUGCAGCGCCAGAUCAAGGGUACAGAGACCAAGCUGCCCGAGCUCCAGCAGCAGGUCAUUUCCCUCGAGAAGUCAGUCGGGAUACCAACUCUCACCGUCGAAGAUGUCCAGAAGGAUGAAGAGGCCUAUCUUGAGUUAUUGGCGAGGAAGAAGAACCUGGAUGUCCAGGUCAAGGCGUUUGCCGGUCUGUCCCCCGAUAUCGAGGCCGCUCGUGUCCAGUUGGAAAUUCUCCGCACUGAACUUCGAGAGGCAACCGAACAGCGCGAUACGAAUUUUGAGAAGUUAGUGGAGCGAGAAAGCCCGGUUAAGACCAGGAGGAGACUAUGAUGGGGAAAAGCGCUGCGCAAUACAGGUUGUAUGCACGACAUUAAUAUUAUAGCUUCGUUCGUUAUACUCUGGGUAUUCCCGCUACACGAUAAACGAUACUUAGUACAAAACCAAUCAGAAUUCCACCCGCA